UGUGUCAACAAUACUCUGCUGUGUUUUAUUUUAAAUUAAAUUAUUUUUUUAUGUUUAGGCGCGAAAUAGUAAAGUUAAUACACUUGACCAGUAGUGCAAAAACUUUGGUAAAGUUAUGACAGUGGACAAUUACGUCUUUAAGUACAUAGUAACAGUGUUUGUGGAGUACAAAGGAACUUUGUGUAUACUGAGAACUAAGGAUAAUUACGAGGGCGCCACCGGUCGCUAGAAGUAAAGAUGGACACCAGCAAUAACAACAUUACCUACCGCAAACCUGGCAGGUCAAACUCGCUUACUGACCUGACUAACAACAGCAGCAAAACGAUACUUGACACAACUAUGAUGAGCAUUCCAGACAGCUUCCAUGACACAAUUGACGAUAUUCGUGAGUUAACCGAAGAAAACAAAAUUCUCAAGAACCAGUUAUUAAGCGCACAUAAGGAAAUAGAAGACCUCAAUGUGGAGAACUCUCGUCUUCGUACAGAACUACAAAAUAUGACUAAGACGGUCAACACUUUUAAGAAAAUAUGUUCAACUCCUGAAAAAAAAUGUGCGACUCCGAUACGUACAUAUAAAUCUCUGCAACGAAUUAACUCUCCACAUGUACAUCAUACACAUUAUAAUGAGAGUGUGACUAACAAACGAAAACAGAAUAAAGAAACUCAAACCUUAGUUACAUAUACACCAAAUAAAGUGAAAGACAAUAUGCCUACCAAUAAAGAAUUACCAUCAAACGUAGUGACGAACCCGAUGCAAAUGAAUAAGCAACAGAUUAAGAAAAUUAUAAGAGAGGAUACUAAAACUAGAAAACUUUGCGUACUCAGCAAUAAUACCCAAACAGGCAUGCUACAAGCUAUUGAAGAAAAUUUUGCAACGGUAUUUGAUUAUUGUAGUUAUACUUCACCGAAUUCAAAUCUUAAAGUGUUAUUAGCGAGCAUACCAUCAAAGAUAAAACAUUUUACAAUGACUGAUUACUGUAUAAUCGUGUUAGGGGAGACUGACAUUAGAGCCAACGAUAACUUUAUUGACUUAGUAAAAUUAAUAAGAGAAAGUUUAAUAAAUGUUACACACACUAACAUAAUAAUAUGCGUACCCACAUAUGUUUGUGGAGCACCCAUAUAUAAUUAUAAGAUUGAAUUGUUUAAUAACCUUCUCUGUUUGGAUAUCCAAAAUAAUAAGUAUGCGUAUUUUUUUGACUCCAACCAUGGAUUAACACUUGACAUGUUUUCGAACGCAUCAGGCAGAUUAAAUAAAAAUGGAAUAAAAUGCAUAUUUAGAGACAUUAUGAAUAGAAUUAAAAUUGACAUUGAAUUAUUUCCUGAUGAUUUGACCAGUGAAGCGAAUGCGCAAAAUCCACAGUUUUUUCUUCUAUAAUAAUAUACGUAUACUCCACCAAAAUAUAGCAGGUCUCGUAAACAAAUCUGAUAUUUUGACGGUACAUUUAGAGGAAUUAGCACAAAAUGAUAAACCCAUUGACAUUAUCUGUAUAACUGAACACUUUAUGACCACCGAUCAGGAAAACACACUUGACAUACCAAAUUUUCGUCUAGCAGCAAGUUAUUCUAGAGACGUCAAAAGGGGAGGGGCAUGUAUACUUACUAGAAUUGGACAGGAAUACAUUUCACUUGACACUAAUCAUUGUUCGAUUAAAGGCAUCGUAGAAUGUAGCGCCAUAGAACUAAUUGAUCAUGAACUCAUAAUAGUCUGUAUAUACAGAGUACCAAAUUCAUGUAUAGAUAUAUUUUACGAUAAUUUAGAGAAACUAUUACGCCAGAUAUGUGACAAUUCUAACAAGAAAAUUGUUCUUU
Spodoptera litura is the source of this 1808-nucleotide messenger RNA. The record is from RefSeq and is a predicted model, not a curated record. NCBI's taxonomy places the organism in Eukaryota, Metazoa, Arthropoda, Insecta, Lepidoptera, Noctuidae.